AUGGCGCAAGGAGGGAAGUCGAUUGUUGUGAUAGGGGCUGGUAUUAUUGGCCUCACGUCCGCCCUGCAACUUCAGAGCGCCCUAGGGAGUAAUAGCAGCAUCACCAUAGUCGCAAGGGACUGGCCAUCCGACGAGAACGUCCACUACACCUCUCCGUGGGCAGGAGCACAUGGACGACCGUUUCCAGCAACGUCGGCUCUUGAGAUCCAGCAACAAGAACUGUCCAAGGUGACGGACGCCGUGCUUCGCUCUCAGGCAACUUCUGAGCCAGCCUGUGGAGUCGUAUUCAUGGAUGGCUAUGAUUACCUGUCCUGCCCGUCUGAAGCCUAUACACAUCUGAGAGGUGGCUACGGCGACGCUGAGGGUCUACAAGUUCUGCCCAAACAGGAGCUUCCCAAAGGCACGAACAUCACAUUCGGCACUAGGUACAGGACCUGGUCUCUGAAUCCGCCUGUAUAUUGUGCCUACCUGCUUAGGAAGUUUCAAUUGAGGGGAGGCAAGACCCUGAGGCGAUCACUGACAUGUGCAGAAGAAGCCUUUUCUCUGGCGAGCAAUGUUGAUACUGUGGUCAAUUGCUCAGGAUUCGGCUUUGGUGAUCCAGCUUUCUUUCCGAUUAGAGGUCAAACCUGCUUGGUCUCCAAUCCGUGCGACCGUACCAUCAACCAGUUGAACGCCGAUGGCACUUGGACUUUUAUCAUUCCCAGGCCCCUGGAAGGUGGCACCAUUAUCGGAGGAACCAGAGAAUCCCAUGACUGGACCGAGCACCCACGACCCGAAACUCGCGAACGUGUCCUCGCGUUGGCUGCGAAAAUGUACCCUCCCAUUCUAGGCCGCGACGGCAAAUUCCAUGUCAUUCGCGACAUUGUUGGCCGGCGGCCUGCACGGAUCUCAGGGUUCAGACUCGAGGCAGAGUACAUGAAAGGACCACAUUUAAAGGGGAGGAAAAUCAUUCAUGCAUAUGGGGCCGAAGGCUUUGGAUAUGCGAUCUCAUGGGGAGUUGCCCAAAAAGUCUUGGACUUGGCCUGUGGAGGCCAUGACUCGGUUGCCAGGCCAUCUCUCUAA
This is a messenger RNA of Exophiala spinifera, 1062 nucleotides long. RefSeq lists its product as uncharacterized. The record is from RefSeq and is a predicted model, not a curated record. Lineage: Eukaryota; Fungi; Ascomycota; Eurotiomycetes; Chaetothyriales; Herpotrichiellaceae. Gene Ontology annotation, molecular function: FAD binding; D-amino-acid oxidase activity. The coding region runs from base 1 to 1062 and encodes 353 amino acids. The transcript has 3 exons.